AAAACUACGAGUACAAAUUGAAAUACAACAAGCACUUUUCAGUGGUCAGCUUUAUCUUGUACUUGUCCGUCAAACAUUUUGAUACAACCAUAUUAGGUAGUUGCGGACGAGAACGAAGUCGGAGUCCUCGACUCAUCAUCUCCAAAAAAUAGUUUGUUCUUACUUUGCACAUAAAACUACAAGGAAAAAUAUAAAAAAGGAAUCAAAAUGUCCGCCUUUCAUCCGGGAGGCGGGUACAACCCCUCUGGUGUAGGCUACGCCUCGCGUCCCGCAUCGUACUCGAUUUUGACUUUGAAUGCGUGGAACACCGAAGAAUGGGAGCAUAGGCGAGAGGUAGUCGUAGACUUUUUCCGGACCUACAAACCUGACAUCGUCACUCUUCAGGAAGUGCGACCUGAAGUCCUCGAGGCAGUGAGCGAAGGCCUCGAAGAUGAUCCAGCUGUUAAGGCCAAUACUAGAGGUGUCUCUACUUAUAGAACAAGGCGUCCCUUGAAGGUGACAUUGAAGAUUAAGGGUAUAAUCCAGCUGUGCCAGCUGCCUGGUUAAGGCUCGAUAACAAGCAUAAGCUAGUAUUUACGCACUGCCAUUAAAUUUUCGAUCCUGAAAAAUUGUUGGUACUAGUAGUAUAUUAAUUGUAUAUAUUUGUAGUCUAGUUUAACUAUCUACUAACCUUUUCUCUCUUCACCAAUGAAACUCUUGUGAGACAACCCAACUACCACCACCUUAGGGAACACCAAUAAAGAAUGGCCUCUCGUCUCAACUUCUCACUUUGUGACUCAAGCACCUGAAGCAAAGACUAUUGCUCUGGCUCUAUUGAUAUACUUUUUUGUUUAAAGAGAAGUAACGACUUGGUCUUGUUAGUAGUUUCUUUGAUGAACAUGAAAUAGAAACAUCAUUACAUAUUAUGAGCCGGUUGUUCCACUUGCAGUCCACGUCUUCUUGCAAAUCCUCCGUCGUGGUGCUCUAAGACCAAACAUCUUCAGCAAAAUGUGAUGGAGCAUGCGAGGACGCCUUCGAUGCGAAGCAUCAAAAACGAACGGUCGUCGUCAACGAUGAGAAAGUCGACGGGCACAUCCUGCACUGACGACGACAAUGUCGCAGGAGAGAUGAGUAAAUCUUGUACGAAGAGAACUUCGACAAUGGGGACCACGUCUGCAGAGGAGUUAUCUGCUGUUGAACAGCAACAGAGCAUUCGGAGUACGGGAAGUUGCAUAGUAGGUAGCCAGGAUUUUCAUGAGCCUAGCGCUACGAAGUCUUCAUCAACUGGGGGCGCAGAAACAUCGCUAGCUUCACCUCUGGCUGCUGUUCUUGGAAAGCAGAAGAAGUGGCGGUGCCUUGAGGACGCGAGCUGUCCUGGACUCACCUGCGAGGGGAACAUUUUCUGGAAUUCAGAGGUGUUUGAGGAGGUCGCAUUCGGCGCUGAGGAUGUGGAUAUCGAUGAGCCGCAUCGUGCGCUCUUUUGGGUACUACUGCAGGAAACCAACAACCAGUACUACCCUACUCGUCGCCGCGUGUUGGUGUCGACCUGUCAUCUAACGUGGCAGGGUGAUUGGCGCUAUCUUGCACUCGUCGGCGGUGGACUCUCGAAGACAACGUCCAUACCAGCCUUUGGCUCUACAUCCUCCCCAGCGGGUCUCACUGGUGAACAGGUUGGAGACGGCGCAACCUCCAGUGGUACAGCAAAAAACAGCAGUUCCGCUACUUUUUCCUGCGUUUACGACAGCCAGCUGAUUGAUCCGCGCAAGAAGCAGAUGCAAAAGGUGGUUGAAGUGCUGCAGCGAUGGGGCUCGGGCGGCGGCGAUGACGAGGUUGGCGAUGAAGUUGCGAUAUUCUUCACCGGCGAUCUCAAUUGUGGAUUUGCACCACGUGCAAUUCUGCGUAGCGCAUUGCCAUACAUGCAGGACUGCUUCGCCGGUCUACAAAUGCUGUUAUGGUGUGAAAAAUGUUGACUGCAACUAAAAAGAAGUACGAGGAGCACCAUGACCAUUAUUCUUGUUCGCGUUGUCUGAUCAAGACGUAGCAAUACUAUGAUUCACGUAACGAAUAAGGGCCAUAUAGAAGCGGGUGGACGACAUCGAGUUCGAGAUAGACAAGCUACUAGUAUUACAGUCCGGCAUCAUCUCUACUACCACAGGGUAUUCAGUUAUAAUGUGACGUAUCCUCACAGUCACAACCACUAUCACAUCUUCACGGAUACAACCCCUCUGCUAAUUUUUCCGCCUAUGACGCAUCCCGCUCCACCUGUUCCGCCUGAGGAGCAAAUGAUGCCGCAGCAGUGUUUGGAUUGGAUCUUUUAUGACCAGCGAUGGAUUCAGCCUGUGAUGGCUUCCAGAGUUAGCAAAACGUAUCUCGGCCGCGUAGACCCUGUUUCCGAUCACUACCCUGUCUACUUCUCGUUCCAGUUCAAGCGGAACAAAGACCCUCGACGCGACUGGAUGGCAGGCGAUCCCUACUUCGAGGUACUGAAGAAAUAUAUCCCAACAACACAAAACCAAAACGAAAACUCCACGGACCAGCAGCAAAAUCAAGGAGGAGCUGGAGAAGCAUCUGAAAAGAAACCCGCUACAUCUUCGGCUGAAGAUGGAAUCGACUCCAUUCAACAACAAGUUCAGCAUGGCGAAAUUGUGUGACGACCGCAUAAUCUUUCACUUCGCGUUGUUUCUAUGAGGCGACGCUUCAUCUUGGAUGAUUUUCCUUUCGACUAGAAAAUACAAAGAUAUUGCCGUCUUGUCAUUCAUUUUCACGACCAAUUUUUUGGGAAAGCGACACACGCAGGACACACUGUGAUCAAUUUUCAAUACGCCAACAUUUUUUACCAAGUGCGUAGGCAACGUCAAGGUCAACGUGUCAGUUUCUUUGACGAGGCAACUCACUCUAUAGAUGAUGUCGGAUUCAUCAACCAAGUACAUCGUCAUAAUCGACGAAGCUUAUGAUAUCCGCGCUAGUAGAGGAGAUUGAGUAUGCGAGGGUCAUGUCACACAAAAAAGUAUCAGCACACCGGUCUUCAUGCUCAUGUUGAUCACUGAACUUCUGUAAAGGUUAACCUCAAACUCCCUUACAAGAUCAACC
Amoebophrya sp. A25 is the source of this 3069-nucleotide messenger RNA. The record is from the annotation of a GenBank genome assembly. NCBI's taxonomy places the organism in Eukaryota, Dinophyceae, Syndiniales, Amoebophryaceae.